This is a messenger RNA of Xyrichtys novacula (pearly razorfish), 1473 nucleotides long. Lineage: Eukaryota; Metazoa; Chordata; Actinopteri; Labriformes; Labridae. The record is from the annotation of a GenBank genome assembly.
AUGAAGAGUGGGGAAAAGACACAGAUGCAAAUAAAAGGAUACAUGCUACGAAAAAACACCGCGGAGCUGGCAGUCGGGAACGGCGUGAACGCCGAGAAAACAACACACAAAGGAGACCUCGGAGGAGGAGGAAGCAGCGCUGGCGGCGUGACCGCCGACAAGAACACGACCCUACAAGGCAAAGAUCGUGGUGGCUUCGGCUGCACCAGCGUUGGAGGAACAAAUACCACCAAAACAACAACACUGAGAAGAGACGGCGGCACUGGCGGCGCGACCGGGAAUACAACAACACAAGACGGGAGUCGCGGUGGCUUAGGCUGCGCCGGUGCUAGUAAAGGAGCAAGCAUCACCAAAACAACACCACGGAGAGGUGGAGGUGGCGACGCCAGCGAUACAGACGCCGGGAAAACUUCAACACAGAGUGGAGAUCGUGGUGGCGGCGGCGGCGUCGCUGCUGGUAAUCAACCCUACAUAAUGGAUGCUGCUACUCUAAAGAAUGCGGUGAGUGAAGCAAUGGCAGCGGGGCUAAUUACAAUCCAAACCGAAAUGAAAAAAGAGCUCUCUGAAUUCAGGGACUGCCUCCGGGGAGAUCUUAAAAAACAAAUGGAGGAGUUUAAAGCGGAAAUAAACAAGAAGAUGCAUGACUCUACAGCCCGAGUUGAUGUAGCAGAGAAACGAAUGGAGGACAUUGAGGAAAGUUUUGUUCUUAUGGAGAAAUGGGACAUAGGAGUCAAAGACACUCUCAUUCAACUUCUCUCUGACCAGCGGGCUUUAGAAGAUAAACUGACUUCAAUUGAACAACAGGCACGUAGAAAUAAUAUACGCUGCUAUUCUCUAGCUGAGGGAGUAGAAAAGGACUCUCCAGUCAAAUUUAUGGAAAACCUGAUAAAGACUGAACUGGGUCUUACAGAUCUGGUCCAGAACCAGAACCCUGGAAUAGAAAGAGCUUAUAGAGUUGGCCCAAAACCGCCCGAAGGUGCUCCGCCGCGCUCCAUGAUAGUACGGUUCCUCCAGCUCGCAGUGAAAGAAGAAGUCCUCCACACAGCCUGGGCAAAAAAGCCCUGUGUCCAGGGCAAACGGGUCUAUUUUGAUCACGACUACGCAGAUGCUGUGCAAAAAAAGAGACAAGAAUAUGUACCCAUCAAAAAGGCCCUCUCAGCCAAGAAAAUACCCUUCAAAACACCGAUGACCAAAAUGCGGGUUGAAUUCGAGAAGGGUACCUACACCACAUACAACAGCGCAGCAGAAGCAGUGAAGGACCUCAGAAGCAGGGGAUACACCGUGGAGAACUUCACCCCCAAGAAUAAGAAGAAGAAAGGCAUAACAGAGAAAAGGUUGGCUGAGCUUCUUCCAUGGGAAACAACAGGGCCCCAAUACCCUGGGGCCAAGGAGAAAUUUCAACAACAGAUGCAGAAGAAGCAGAGCGAACGCAGCAGUAUGGAAACUGAAGAUACAGACCUACCAGAAGCGUGA